AUGUCUGGAUCUCUACGCUUAUUACACGUAGCAGAUUCAGUGAAAGAAAAGAAUGCAGGUGAUAUUUCAAAUAUUGUUAAUGGGAUUGAAGAAGAACUUGAAACGAUUUUAUCAAAUUUUCCUCCGAAUUCUAUUGAAGUUCUUAAAAAACUCCACACACAUUGCGAAGUAAGCAAUUACAGAUUUAAUGACGCAGUUUUAUAUAUAGCAAACUGUGCUUUAUUAGUCGAUGAAAAUUUUAGAUCAAUACGUGAUUAUGUUGCAAGUAUAUUUACAAAUAUUGUUACAUAUCCAUCCUUUUCUCUACAUUAUUUUUCCAAUAAUGAAAUAUUUGAUUCGUUAUACCAAGCAAUGAUAAAUGAGAGGACAUCAGACCCAGCAAAUUCUAUAUUUUAUUCCCUAAUUUCUAAAUUCCCAUCAAAAUCGAUACAAUUUCUUGAUGAAACAAUUAUCAAAAAUUUAAUUGAAUAUUUUUCAACAAACUACAUACAAAAUGAAAUAUACAACCACAAAUUAGCUACAGAAUAUCUUGAUUUCUUCGAUUCAGUUGCAAAUAUACCAGAAGAUCUUUAUCAACCAGUUCUUGCUAAUAUUCACGAUUAUAUACAGUUUCUAUUGAAUGACAAAGAUGCAUACAGCCUCGGAUUUAUAUUAGCUUUUAGAUUUUCGAAAUAUAAUUUAGUUUUUGAAAUUCCAGAGAUAACUGAGAAGCGAGAGCAGUACAUUAAGUACCUCUUGCACUUAUCUUCAUUAUCAAAUUACGAUCUUUUGAUUAGUUUUGAUGAAUUUUUUGAAUUUUUCAAAAAUUUAGAAAAUGAUAUUUCUAUUUCGUUAGUUUUAGGUAAGAUUAUGUCAAUACACUCCAACAAGUUUACAGAUGAACAGAAGAAUGUAUUAAUACAGUACUUUAUUGAAAAUAAUGAGAAUUAUCCUUUUAAAAAUGCAAAUCCGAUCCUUUUUGGUUUUUGCUAUUUUGAAAUGGAGACAAUUAUACAAUAUAAAGACUUUUUGGACCUUUAUUUCACUCAUUCAUUCAAAGAACCAAAUGAAUUCAGUCUCCAAUUCAUUAGAUUCAUUUUAAGUUCAGUAAUGUAUGCAGCUCAACAUAAUAAUAUAGAUUAUAUUGACCAUUUUCUUUCUUUAAUUCAAGAUUAUGAAGAAUAUUUUGAUUCUUUUUCUAGUUAUUCAAAUGAGCAUGCACAAUUAAUAGAAAUACUACUGAAUGCAUUUACUAAGUUUUCAGAAGUGCUUAAAGGUCAAUAA
This is a messenger RNA of Trichomonas vaginalis G3, 1263 nucleotides long. RefSeq lists its product as uncharacterized. Bases 1 to 1263 code for a protein of 420 amino acids. NCBI's taxonomy places the organism in Eukaryota, Parabasalia, Trichomonadida, Trichomonadidae. The record is from RefSeq and is a predicted model, not a curated record. The transcript has a single exon.